AUGUCCCACGCCCGCAUAGAAGAGGUCUCCGACUCCGACCUCGAGUCGGCCUCUGACCCCUCCGAAGGCGACAUUGACGACUUUGACGACACCGAUAUCCUGCGCCGCGUCGACCCCAAGCGCGAGACGCCCGCCCAGACGAACGUGCCCACGCCUCAGACCGCCCGCCCCUCGGCCCCCGACGCCAACUUCCACACGACCGCCGACGCCAGCCAGUACGCAGACUACCACUGCCUCUACCCCGUCUACUUUGACGCCGCCCGCACCCGCGCCGAGGGCCGCCGCGUGUCCGCCGCCCGCGCCGUCCGCAACCCCCUCGCCCGCGAGAUCGUCAACGCCUGCGCCGCCCUGCGCAUCCCCACCCUCUUCGAGCCCGGCAAGUCCCACCCCAAGGACUGGGCCAACCCGGGCCGCGUCAAGGUCCGCCUGCCGCGCGACGACCCCGCCGUCACCCCGACCCGCCCCGUCGACGGCAAGCACCACCUCUACCUCCUCGUCGCCGACCACCUGCGCGCCCACCCCGCCGCCGAGGACAGCCUCACCCUGCGCGCCCGCAUCCAGGGCGUGCCCCCGGCCAUCGACCCCGCCCAGCCCUGGCCCCGCCCCGCCGUGCCUCGCGGCUGGAAGAUGGGCGACCUGCUGCCCUACAUCAGCCCUGCCAUGACCGGCGGCGGCGUCAGCGAGAACCUCUUUGGCGACAUGAUGAAGGAGAUGCAGCAGGGUGGCGGCCCGGCUGCCGACAACCCCAUGGCCGCCCUCAUGGCGCAGGGCAUGCCCGGCGGCGGCGGCGGCGGCGGCAACGCCAUCGAGGACAAGCCGGGGAAGAAGAAGAAGGGCAAGGGCAAGGCGUAG
Verticillium alfalfae VaMs.102 is the source of this 852-nucleotide messenger RNA. RefSeq names its product signal recognition particle sec65 subunit. Bases 1 to 852 code for a protein of 283 amino acids. The transcript has a single exon. Gene Ontology annotation, molecular function: 7S RNA binding. Gene Ontology annotation, cellular component: signal recognition particle, endoplasmic reticulum targeting. Gene Ontology annotation, biological process: SRP-dependent cotranslational protein targeting to membrane, signal sequence recognition; SRP-dependent cotranslational protein targeting to membrane. NCBI's taxonomy places the organism in Eukaryota, Fungi, Ascomycota, Sordariomycetes, Glomerellales, Plectosphaerellaceae. The record is from RefSeq and is a predicted model, not a curated record.